UUAUCUUAUCGGUUUUCCUGGAUCAUAGAAAAGAUAUUGGAUAUUGUAGAGUGUAGACUGUAGUCUGUAGUUAUUGAAAACCAGUUUUCCUACUACAAAGUACAAAAUAAUAAUUAAUAUAAAUAAUAAUUACGUUUCGAUUUAUUAUUCAAUCAUCGACUAUGGCUUCGUUAAGGUUACGUAACCACAAGUCUACUUACAUAAUCCAAUGCCACCAACGACUGAAUUCAAUUUAAUCGAAAAAUUAGUUGAUAAGUUUUGUUAGCAGGACACUGCUUUUAAGUCAGUAAAAUUAUAGCCAGUCAUUAUAUUAAUCAGAAGUGCUUCUAAGAUGUCCAGAGAGCUUUUAAUAAUCUUUGUGUACGACCCAAGAUUCUGUACUAAUGAAUCAGACGAUCCAAAUAAUUCUAUUCUAUACUUUCAUCCCCCGUGGGUGAGCCCGUCUCAGAAACAUGCUCUAAGCGGCCAAUUGAUGGGCUUUGCUAAAUUUACUUCUUUAGCUUUUGCGGCACCGUCAGUGUUGUCUUUAAAAUCAGGAAAAUUUGCAUUUCAACAGUUUGGAUCAUUAACCUUGUGUGUGGGUACUGACCGAAAUAUUCCGGAUAGCGUACUUCAGAAACGGGCGAGCACACUAUAUGACAUACUGUGUACAUACCAUUAUGAUAUUACUGAAAUAACCGAUCAGAAAAUUCUCAAAGAUCAUUUGAAUUCUACUAUAUCUUCCUAUCUUUCCCUAUUGUUGGUAGCGUCUAACAUUUUUAGUGCAACGUCUGUACUUAAAAUCCCAAAAAGUGGAGGAAAUAUAAUGUUGGAAGCCAUGCAAGUGUUAGAGAGCAUGCAAGAAAAAUCAAAUGUUUUAGGCGGCAUGAUACUUUAUCAUAAUAAGAUUGUCAUAACACAAUUAGGCUUUGAACUAACAAAACUAAUCCAAUUGACUGAUCCAUUUCGCAACAAGAUACCAGCCAAAAAUGUUGAUGGGAGUUUUCGUUUACCCAUGGGCACACAAUUGUUGUACAUGUACGUGGACAAAACACAAGUUGCGCAAAUUAGAAAAUCGGCUAGUGCCUUAAAACAAUCGAUAAAAAAAAUAUCUAGAUGGCGCCAAAAGAAUAAAAUAUCCGAUAAAUCUCAAGAGUGUACAAAACUGACUGACAAAAAUCAAGACAAUAAAAACAUAUUUACAGUCGAAGAAGAGGACACGCCCGAUAGUAAUAGUGGAUCAUUUAGUAGCAUACCAGAUAUUGUCAAAGAUUCCAUUAGGCACGCUGAAAGUAAAAAGUGUAAAACUCUAAGUGUGGAUACCGUUUAUGAAAAAUUUCAAGACGACAUACCGGCUUUAACAAAGCUUGUCACAUUACGAAAAGACCUGACAAGAUAUCUAAGUCUCAGAACACUCUCUAAAAUGACAAACGAAGACGAUCGUAUUGCAACCAACAAAUACAACACGUUGUGCGAUCCUUUAUUUCCAUUAUUACGAGACGAUAAUUUUGUUGUUUCCAAGGCUAUGUACGAUAAACAACUUACUCAACAUUACACUGAUCUUGAAGCACAAUCUGAAACGGAUAACAUUCCAAAAUCGACAAAAGCGAUGCGACCGACUUCGAUUUCAUUAAAUUUACAAAUCCUUGAUGGAAAGAUCGCGCCAAAUGAUGAUAUAAUGACACCUUUAAUGGCCAAAUUGAGUAUGGCUGAUUUGUACCCAUACACUACACCGACGGAGAAUAUAACUACGCCGUCGGCAAGCUUCCAGCAUAUGGCUAAUAGUGUUUCUAGUCAACAAAAGAUGUUAUUGUUUGUUGCUGGAUUUCAGAACACGUCUUUAAUGGUUUUAUUGGAGAAAGAGGCUGAGAAUGAUCCCGAUCUCAUUCACUUAUUAUGGAAUCUGAGUAUCAGUAGUGUUGGAGAUUUAGAAUGUUCACUAAAUAACACCACUACAAAUGUUCCGGACGCGUACAGCUUACAAUGUCCGGAUGAAACGUAUGGAUAUAUGGUUAUGGAUACAACAGACGCUGGAUUAGUUGAAAAACACGGCAACUGGUUUCCUACUCAAACACAUUUGGCCACAACCAUUCACGAUAACUUCCAAAAAAAUCCAUCCGUUUUAGAUAUUAUCAUCAGAGAUGAUGACAAUGUUGUGUACGGCAAUAAAUGUGGCAGUCGUGAGCUGUUCUAUCAACAAAGCGGUAGCACCGUGUGUGGUUUACCCACACCGUCUGACAUAAUGGGUGUUAUUUCGACCACGGCCAAAAGAAAAUUACAAAGAGACCAUGGUAUAAUUAUCCUAUAAAUAUAAAAAAAUUUCAUUCCUUAUUGUGCCAUAUUUAUGUAACUUUAUUUAUUUAAUUAUUUGUCAACAUUAUAUUGAAUUAUUAAUGCAAUAUUAAUGGAUACAAUUUAUGAUGUUCCAUCGUGUGUUUUUUACGAGAUUAAUUAUUAAAAUAAUUUUAAUGUGACUUGUACACCAAAUUAAUCAAAUGUAUUU
This is a messenger RNA of Adelges cooleyi (spruce gall adelgid), 2482 nucleotides long. RefSeq lists its product as uncharacterized. The coding region runs from base 332 to 2287 and encodes 651 amino acids. Lineage: Eukaryota; Metazoa; Arthropoda; Insecta; Hemiptera; Adelgidae. The record is from RefSeq and is a predicted model, not a curated record. The transcript is spliced from 11 exons. Gene Ontology annotation, biological process: vesicle-mediated transport.